Coniophora puteana RWD-64-598 SS2 is the source of this 1625-nucleotide messenger RNA. Its product is annotated as cytochrome P450. The coding region runs from base 1 to 1485 and encodes 494 amino acids. The transcript is spliced from 12 exons. Gene Ontology annotation, molecular function: oxidoreductase activity, acting on paired donors, with incorporation or reduction of molecular oxygen; heme binding; monooxygenase activity. The record is from RefSeq and is a predicted model, not a curated record. NCBI's taxonomy places the organism in Eukaryota, Fungi, Basidiomycota, Agaricomycetes, Boletales, Coniophoraceae.
AUGAUCACUACUAUCAUCGGAGAGCACAGGCUCUCAACAGCCAUUUUACUCGCUUCAGUGGUUGGUGGGAUGUUCAUAUUGUCCUCUCUACGACGUCCCAGAGGAAGGGGCUGUACCAUCUCUGGACCUAAACCAUGGCCUUUGCUCGGGAACAUUGUAGGAAUCAACAUGAACGCACCUUGGCUAAGCUACAUGAACUUGACCAAGGAGUUUGGCAAGAUCUUCCUCACCACCGCAUUCGGACUUGAUAUCGUCGUCAUCAGCGAUGAGGCAAUAGCGCGCGAACUUCUCGACGUUCGUUCUAGCAAGUACUCAGGGAGACUGUCGUACCCGACAGCCAAGCCUUACGGUUUCGAUUUUCAUACGGCUUAUCGUGAUAUGCAGCUACGCAAGGCGCACCAGCUUGUUACCAACAUCCUAGAGUCCCCGGACAAUCACCGUGAACAUAUACAAACGUUCGCGUCGUCGGUUAUACUGUCGGCCGCAUAUGGGUAUCAAGCUCGCCCCAUCAAAGACCGGCUCGUCGAGAAAAUGACACACACACUUGAGGUCAUCAUUCAGGCCGUUUCACCAGAGAAGGCCCUGUUAGUGGGGUUAUUACCGUUUGUUAAAUACAUCCCGUCGUGGUUACCCGGUGGAAGUUUCAACGCAGCAAGCUGUCGAAAAAGUAUAGGAGAGCUUUCCCAUGGGCCAUUUCUCUGUCUUAAAGAGACUAUCGAAUCCGAAUCUUCGGUCCCAAGUUUAGGUUACUCGGGAGUAUCUCGUCAGUCGCAGAUUUCCGUCAACGCACCCUGGGCUAGCGAUCAGCAAUUAGCUCAAGAUGUGUGCCUUUCUGCAUUCUCUGGUGAGGAGCAAUUUUCACAUCCAUUUACCUUCUCGACGCUGUUCGUCUUCGUAUUGGCGAUGGUACUUCACCCAAAAGUGCAGGAGCGCGCCUACGCAGAAAUCAUGAGCGUCUGCGGCAUUGGUCGCAUCCCUACUUUUGAUGAUCGUCAGGCCCUCCCCUAUGUGGACGCUGUUAUACGCGAGACACUGCGCUGGUAUCCAGUCGUCCCCAUGGGAAUCCCUCAUACCGCAACCGAAGAUGAUAUCUACGGAGACGAUUUGAUACCCAAAGGCACGAUUAUCAUUGUAAACGUGUGGGCAUUGACCCAUGACGAGGCGCGCUUCCCUCGAGCAAGCGAGUUCAUCCCAGAGCGGUUUCUUACCGACGAAGGAACUUUGACAGACGAAAGAGUGGACUUCGCUUUUGGCUUUGGUAGGCGUGUCUGCCCCGGAAACCAUUUCGCGGAUGCAUCAAUUUGGGCAGCCGUUGCCUCCAUGAUCACUGCGUUCCGCUUCGAAAAGGUCAAGGAUGAACAGGGGAGAGACAUAGACUUCGAACCCGCGUGGGCGUCUGGGACAACGUCGUAUCCGCAACCUUUCCCUUGUCGCAUAGUACCCAGAAAUCCGGGAUUCGAUGAAAACACUUUGUCACGGCUGUAGAGAUCCAAGUGCUGGAAGUUUCUAAGGAGGGCGCAAAGGCUCGAGGCUUCGAGGCUUCAAAUUACUCGAGGAUAACAUUUUGUCGCGCAAAAUUGCGUAUAAUUUGGGAAACAACUCGAACAAUCAACAUAUGAGUUAAC